UUUUUUGCGACUCUGUCGAUGCGUGUGUAUGUGUGUUUGUGUGUCUGUGUGUGUGUGCUUGCGUGCGUGUGUGUGUUUGUGUGUCUGUGUGUGUGUGUGUGCGUGUGUGUGUGUCUGUGUGUGUGUGUAUGUGUGUGUGUGUGUGUGUGUGUGUGCGUGUGUGUGUGUGUGUGUGUGUGUGUGUGUGUGUGUGUGUGUGUGUGUGUGUGUGUGUGUGUGUGUGUGCGCGCGUGUCACAUCAGAACAGAGACAAUUACAUCCGCUCCUGCCGGCUACUUCCUGACGGGCGAACGCUGAUCGUCGGGGGCGAGGCCAGCACCCUGUCAAUCUGGGACCUGGCCACGCCCACUCCCCGGAUCAAGGCGGAGCUAACGUCGUCGGCGCCCGCGUGCUACGCCCUGGCCAUCAGCCCCGACUCCAAGGUCUGCUUCUCCUGCUGCUCUGACGGCAACAUCGCCGUGUGGGACCUCCACAAUCAGAUCCUGGUUAGGCAGUUCCAGGGCCACACAGACGGGGCCAGCUGCAUCGACAUCUCCAACGACGGCACCAAGCUGUGGACGGGGGGCCUGGACAACACGGUCCGGUCCUGGGACCUGAGGGAGGGCCGGCAGCUGCAGCAGCACGACUUCACCUCACAGAUCUUCUCUCUGGGCUACUGUCCCACGGGGGAGUGGCUGGCGGUGGGCAUGGAGAACAGCAACGUGGAGGUCCUCCACGUCACCAAGCCUGACAAGUACCAGCUGCACCUCCACGAGAGCUGCGUGCUCUCCCUUCGCUUCGCCCACUGCGGGAAAUGGUUUGUUAGCACAGGAAAGGACAACCUGCUGAACGCCUGGAGAACCCCAUACGGAGCCAGCAUAUUCCAGUCGAAGGAGUCGUCGUCCGUGCUGAGUUGUGACAUCUCUGCAGACGAUAAGUACAUAGUGACGGGGUCCGGGGACAAGAAAGCCACGGUGUACGAAGUCAUCUACUAGGACUGGCCUGGGAUCACCGUCUCUUAUGUAUGUUUCUUAUUUUGUAUAAAAACAAAACAAAAAAUGAUUUGUACGCAAAACACCAAACCGUUUGACUAUCGUCGCCGACCGUGACCCCUUGACCUCUCGACUGAACAGCCAGGGCUGAGCACUUGGAAUAUUUUGUAUAUUUUGUUUUUUUGAUUUUUGUUGUGAUGAAGAUGAGUGAGUCCGUCUGGACAGGAAACCGAGGAGCAAGGUGAACGACCGGGAGUGCCAUGGCUGGCUUGUGUUCCUUGAGAAAAAAAGCUACCUACUGUAUGUACAUUUGCGAAUUAUUGAUCUCUUUGUGUGAUUUGUGACAUCAGACUUUUUUCAGUAUUAGGGCCAAGGUUGCUUUUUGAAAUUCUUUUUUUUUCCUUCUUGCCUUUGCAUAAUACCUCACAGUGUUGGUCAACAGCUUUCUCAUUUUUGGUGGCGUUUAAUUUAAUUGAUUCAUGUGUAUAUUUAUCUAUUUAACGCACUGGAAGAACAUCAUGGAUACUGUGGAUAAUCAUUUCUCUAAUUUGGUGAAAUCUGCUGUUUUUGCAAUUUGACACAAAACAAUGUUUAAGACUUAAAAGUAAAGGAAAAUACCACGCAGAGCAAAUAAAGGUCUGAUAUAUUUCUGUUGAGAGCACUCCUACUGUAAACCUUUUCUCAUUCAUCAUAAAGUGUUUAGUUUUGUUAUGUUUUUGCUGCUUUUUAAAAAUGAUUUCAUGCAUGCAUGGUUUGCGUGACCAUGCCUGUGUAUUUGUGUGUGCGUUCGUGUGAGUGUGUGUGUUUGUGUGUCAGGUGUGCGUGUGUGUGUGCAUCCAUGUGUGUGUGUUUCAUGUGUGUGUGUGUGUGUGUCGUGUGUGUGUGUGUGUAUGCGUGCGUGUGUGUACUGAAUGAACUGAUGGAAGACCUCUUGUGCCCACUCAGCCCCUUCACAUCAGACAGCAUCAGAUCCCAGCUGUAUUUUCUAUACAAUUUGAACACGUCAGGUUUAUUUUCUAAGCUUUCCAUCACAUCAGACGAAGACUCAAAGGGGCAUCCCAGGCCCCCCCCCCCAUACCAAAAGCCUAAAAACCCUCGUAAGAACACAGAGGCGGGACAAGUGUUGAGUGACAGUCGAUCGACUUGACCUCACCCCAUUCACUCUACCCUAACGAAAGUGCUGGGCUCAUCUUAAACGCUAACGACCUGAGUUGUGCUGGUUGGACGUCCAGAAUCUCGACGUGGCAUCACAGCACAGUGCCUUUCUGCCACUACGCUCCUCAGCAGGUCCUGUGUGGCUCCGAGCUCAUCUAGUUCUCAUGGUUUUCAGCCUCACACAGGCUCCGUCUGAGGAAUCGACUAUUUGAAGUGGAGGCAGUUCCUCCCGGCAAAGAUAGCUGUCACCGCUCACUUUGUCUUCUGAUCACACAAAGCUCUGUGAGUGUUUACAGCCAGAGGCUUUUGAUUUGUAUUUCUUUGUUUUUUUUUAACUAAGCCUGCUAAACAAAGGAGAGCUCCGCGGGAGACAUGUUCACAGAGUUACUGGUGCUGAUGUGACGGGCACACAUGGCCAUGUGGUUUUAUUCUUAAAAAUAAUUGUUGUCAGAACUCAAAGCAUGUGUUCCUGGGUUACUGAACAAACACCCGUGUGGGACGUUCUUCGUAGAUUGUUAUUUUAGACUUUUUUAAGACGGCUGGGUCUUAAGAAAACGGUCUUUAUGACAAACGUCACCCAUAUACAAUAGAGGUUUAAAUGACUUUCUAAAUGAGUUGCAAGGUUGUUUUAAUAUUCUUAAAAACCGUAUGUUUUCCUUCAAACAGCAUCAACCGACAGCUGAAACCAUUAUCCCUAAAGCGCCAUAGUGGUGGUUAUGUUUAACCUGCUGUUCUGCACAAAUGUUCAAAAGACUAAAUGAAGCCUUCUUACUCCGAGCUCGUUGUUUCACCUUACAUCUGGCGGGUAAACGUGGAAUCAUCUGGAGACAUUGGACCGUACCGCAUCCCCUCUCUGUUUUAUUUGAUGCAUUUAAGGUCUACAUAAAUGGGCUCUGUGAACGGAUUCAUUGUUGAGUGUUUUUUCUUUUUUUCUUUUUAAAUAAUCUAGGCACAGCAGGAAGUAGAAACUGGUCAUUUAUUCUGUAGUGAAAAAGGUGCAACAAAGUAGGCCUACCUGGAUUGAAACUAAAAUGCUGAAUCAAACCUUAUAUUUUGGCUGUACUCUCCACACUUUACAAGAGAUGUGUAUUUAAAGGACUCCUUUCUCAUCUUGGUCGUUAAACACGGAGACAUCUUGACCUUGAUAUGAUCCAACAACUGUAAUGAGGUUGGUUUAUUCCACUGUGCUUUUUGAAGCAACUCAGAAACUACUAAGUGUGAUUCUUGGUCUGAGAUGAGUUGUUAAAAACCCAGUGUAUGCAUUACAGGAAAUCAACAUCAAUACACGUUUGUAUGGGAAAUCUAUCGAUAAAACGUUGGUUGUAAAUAAUCCAAGAAUCACAUUUGAUUGUGACAGUUUAGCUGGUUGACAUAAGCUAAUAUAAUGGAGAUUAUGUUACAUAUACAGUAAUAAUGUGAAACGUUUUGUUUGACCGAAAUCAUGAUGGUAUGAGAUAAUUGCUGUACAAAUGUAAUAAUUCAAGCUUACAAUGCAAAGAAAUUGUUUUUCUUCAAUACAAAAUGCCUUUGCUCUGUUUUUCUAGUCGGUGGUUGACUUUAUUAAAUUAUUGUGUGCAGUUAUAUUUGAUGCGUAAUUUAUUUUCUGUAAACGUCAUGUUUUUUUCAAACCAAUAAUACAUAAUUUCCUUGCUACAACCUGGAUUCAAAAAACAAACCAGGAGUAUAUUUUGUGAAUGAGUUCUAAAUAUAAAGAAAUUAUACGACAAA
Molecule: messenger RNA, 3854 nt
Organism: Gadus macrocephalus (Pacific cod)
Lineage: Eukaryota; Metazoa; Chordata; Actinopteri; Gadiformes; Gadidae
Product: transducin-like enhancer protein 4
Exons: 5
Coding region: 129-974 (281 amino acids)
Biological process (GO): regulation of DNA-templated transcription; negative regulation of canonical Wnt signaling pathway
Cellular component (GO): nucleus; transcription regulator complex
Molecular function (GO): transcription corepressor activity; protein binding
Source: RefSeq, a predicted model, not a curated record